Molecule: messenger RNA, 1569 nt
Organism: Mucor velutinosus
Lineage: Eukaryota; Fungi; Mucoromycota; Mucoromycetes; Mucorales; Mucoraceae
Exons: 2
Coding region: 1-1569 (522 amino acids)
Source: RefSeq, a predicted model, not a curated record
AUGAGUGAAGUUACCAGAUAUUCAUUAGAAGAUCAGCAGCAACAGCAGCAACCCUAUCCAGCACAGCAACAGCAACAGCAACAGCCACCUCAAGUGCCCUCACAUGAGCCAUUUGAUAUUUCUCCUACACCUUCAAAAUCGGUUCAUCGCUCAAAGACAGUUCGUAACCUUAACUCUGCAGGAAGUAAGAUGAGAGGUUUAUUCAAGACUAAAAACACCAAAAACAAGGAAUCCUCUACAUCGUCCAAUAGCAGUGGUGAUGAUAAUACUGGUUUCUUGACCAGACCUAUCUUGGCGACGUCUGCUUCUUACGGCCCAACAAGCGCAAGCGACAACUUUCAUUACCAACACCAGCAACAGCAAUAUGCCCCACCUCCACCACAGACACAGCCGCAAGUACAGGCACAGUUGCAGCAACAGCAACAGCAGCAGCAGCAGCAGCAGCCUCAUCAAAAGCAAGAAGAUCGCUUUGAUAUGAAUAUCACCGAGAAUGAAGUCAAAUCCAAUAUUUCACCUGUAGAUGAGGUUGAUCAGAACCAACAGCACCAGCAACAGCAACAACAGCAACAACAGCAACAACAGCAACAACAGCAACAACAGCAACAACAACAACAACAGCAGCAACACAUGAAUUUUCAACUGGAAUUAGAACAGCUAAACGAACUCAUUGCUCAAAGAUCUUUAGAGAUGCAGAAUGAAAAGAAGAACAAGGAGCGUCUUCAGAACGAGCUCAACGAAGCCCAACGCAUCUUUAAAGAGAGAGAAGCUGAAUACUCUAGCAUUGAACACAGCUUCUUUGAGCACACACGUGCUAUUCGAGCCACUGAUGAUGAUCUAUCCACCAUUCGCGACUCUUUCAAACUGCUCAAAUACUCCAUUGCUCGUUUGAUCAUGACCUUGAACAAGAAGGCUGAUAAAGCCAAGGCUGCCGAGAAGUUUUGCCAAACGUGGCCCAAUCUACCCAUUUUGGAUCCCACCACAAACGAGUUGGAGCCUUCCUUUGUCAACUUGCUGGCCGAGAAGUUGGUGCAUGAACAUUUGGUCAACUAUGUCUUUAAGUCACCCAUUUAUCCUGGACUCAAGGUCAACGACGCCUAUUACGCCUUACACACAUGGCUCCAACAACACAACUCUCAGUUCUCAGUGCGCCUCAGACAACAAAUGGCCGCUGUUGUUGCAAAAAGCAAGCCAGAGACAGAGAUUCAGCAGGCUGCUCAGAAAGAAAAACAGGCUAUCGCCAAGAAGAUUUACGAUGAUUUAGCAGAUAUUUACCAUCCAUUUUUACGUGAAAACGAUGCUGCUGUGGAGGAGGAGAAGCGAUACUACAACAAGAUCUGCGAUAUUGUGGAUAAAGCGCUCAAACUAUGCAUCGCUAUUCGCGGCCAGGAAGUGGAGAUUACAACUGUGGCUAUCGAGGAGGGCAGCAAGCAGCCAUUUGAAGAGGAAACCAUGACAGAAGUGAAGGGCAGGACAAAUGGCUUGGUCCGAUUCUGUAUAUGUCCUACAUUUAUGGGUGGUGAUCGUGAACAUGGUUUUCUUGAAAAGGGGAAAGUGGUUAUUUCGGGCUAA